UUUUCACUUUAAAUCCUUGGGUUGCUUUUCUUCUUUGCACAGAAGUCGCGCUCGGGCAGCCCGCGCGCUUGCAGCAGGAACCAGGCUCCAGGCGCUGGCGCCGGGGCCGCGAGGAGGAGGCGACUUCGCUCCCUGCGGCGGGCGCCCCGAGCCUCUCGGCCCCGGAGAGCGGGCGGCGGCAGCGGCCUCCCUGGCGCGGCCAUACUGACCGCUCCGCAACUCGCAGAGGUGCCUAGUGGCCUUCAGGAGAAGAGGCUCCGCGAUUGAUGAGUUGGCCUUGGGAGUCGGUGACUAGGUGAAGCAGGCCAACAUGGGUCAGAAGGUCACCGGAGGGAUCAAGACUGUGGACAUGAGGGACCCCACAUACCGGCCCUUGAAGCAGGCUCUCCAGGGCCUGGACUAUUGCAAGCCCACCCGCCUGGACCUGCUGCUGGACAUGCCCCCUGUGUCCUACGAUGUCCAGCUGCUCCACUCGUGGAACAACAAUGACCGCUCACUCAAUGUCUUCGUGAAGGAGGAUGACAAGCUGAUCUUUCACCGGCAUCCGGUGGCUCAGAGCACGGACGCCAUCAGGGGCAAAGUCGGGUACACGCGGGGGCUGCACGUGUGGCAGAUCACGUGGGCCAUGAGGCAGCGGGGCACGCAUGCCGUGGUGGGGGUGGCGACAGCCGACGCCCCCCUGCACUCUGUCGGGUACACGACCCUCGUGGGGAACAACCACGAGUCCUGGGGCUGGGACUUGGGGCGCAACCGGCUCUACCAUGACGGCAAAAACCAACCGAGCAAAACAUACCCGGCCUUUCUGGAGCCGGACGAGACGUUCAUUGUCCCCGACUCUUUCCUUGUGGCCCUGGACAUGGACGACGGGACCCUGAGCUUCAUUGUGGACGGACAGUACAUGGGAGUGGCUUUUCGGGGACUCAAGGGCAAAAAACUGUAUCCUGUUGUGAGUGCCGUCUGGGGCCACUGUGAGAUCCGCAUGCGCUACUUGAAUGGACUCGACCCCGAGCCCAUGCCGCUCAUGGACCUCUGCCGCCGCGCCGUGCGCCUGGCCCUGGGGAAGGAGCGGCUGGGGGACAUCCAUGCGCUGCCGCUGCCCGCCUCCCUCAAGGCCUACCUCCUCUACCAGUGACCCUCCGCCAGGACCGCAGCACGACAGCCACCUGGUGCCAACUCACCGAGCCGCCUCUGCCGCACCCCGCGCCUUGGACGGGCAUCCGCAGCCAUGUGAGGAAGGCCCUGCUCCUCCUCUUCAUCUUCCUGGCUGCCCUCCAGGACACAGACACUGACAGCUCUGGACACAGGCUCCUCCACUUCCCUGUCCCACCUUGGCAGAAGGCCCCUGCUUGCCGCACCACUGCCCCUCCUUGGGGAAGGACACAGUGGACUCCGAGGGAGCUGGCGCUGAAUGUCCAUCUGCUCCUGGGGGUGCACGGGCAGCCUCCACCUGCCGGGUCCCAGGGCAGAGCCAACAGGAGGGGCCCGGCAUGGAGAGUAGACCCCAGGGGUGCUAAGUGGUGCUUCGACGAGGGGUCGUGUCCCGGCAACCAAGCUCAGGGCGUCAGAAACUAACAGAACACCAGGCGCAACCCGAAGUGGACCUUCCCGCGGGCCGCGCACUCAGCGUCAGCCCCCGCUGCCGGCGCCCCUGGACCCCGUAUUUAUUCUUUUAACAAUAAGAAAAGCCAUUUAUUUAUUCCAUUUAGAAAGGGACCUUGUCGUGGUCACCUCUCUGGAGUGUUCUCUUGCUUUUUUUCCACCUGCUACUCCCCCCACAUGCGUGUGCCUCACCUGCCCUCGCUGGGCUGUGCAUCUAUGGCGUGUCCGCAGGUGGGCACGGGUGUCUUCGUUUGGGUCCCUUGACCUACAGUUUCCAGGGGGCUCCGCUCCGAGUCCCCAAGUUGGCCGCUCAGGGAGCGUCAGCCUCAAGUGCAGUGGGAGUGCCUUUGGGGUCAGCUCCACAGCUGGGCAGCCCCCAUGUCUCUGCCCACUCACUCACACGUCGGGUCAUCCAUCGUGGCACGUGGUUUUAUUUCCAUGGUCUUGUGUGGCUGCAGGGGGGGGUGAGGUUUUGCUUCCCUGCUGAGAUUUCCCACUUGCCCCAUAGAACUGCCGAACCAAGAAGGGAAGUGUGGGUGUCUGCCUCCUGAGUAGCCAAGAGCAGGGCAAGGUGGGGGAGGCCCUGGUGGAGGUGCGCCUCACGGGGAGCCCACGCAGUCCCUGCUUAGUGCCCCCCUUUCAUCACAUGCCGGAAAGGUGGGCUGUCCGCAGGAGAGGGACACCCCCUCCGGGCCGCAGCCCCCCUACUAGCAGGCCCCUGCCACUGCAUUUCUGUAUCUCAAGGUCAACUCCAUCUGAGAGUCUGACUUCAGCUCACUUCUGUACAGGUACAAUAGAUAACUUUAUUUGUUUAAAAUGUUUAAUAUAUAUGCAUAUAUAUUUGUCCGUAAGAAUUAUGUUUUAAACAGCUGCUGUAGGGUACCUUUAAAAAAAAAGUCUUCCAGUGGAAUAUAUUUUUUAAAGCACAAAAUUGGUGCCAGGACUGGGUGAGGAAUGUAAAUUACCCCCUUAUUAUUGUGAGGGUUUCGGCUUUUUUUUUUUUUCCAGGCAUGGAGACCUUACCUGUAAGACUUGUAAAGGUUUUCCUCGCUCCCGUUCCCGGGUGGGUCCUGUUCUGCUGAAUGUUGCACGCGAGAGAGUUUCACUCAGCAGAUCCGGCCUUGUUGCCCCGACCCAGCACCUCCCGCAGCCGCCGGCCGCAUCGCAGGGCGCUCGGCCAUCUCUCUGCACUCCCACCCCCCAGCGCCCCACCCUCAAGCCCACCCUUCUCCCUUCUCAGCCCAGAGCCCUGUGGUCUGUACAGUUUUGAAACUCCCAUUCUAUUUUAUGAUGGUUGAUCAUAGUCAGUACCAUAAUAAAGGAACGUUUACUAAAAUACAAAGC
This is a messenger RNA of Artibeus jamaicensis (Jamaican fruit-eating bat), 2943 nucleotides long. It is a transcript of the gene SPSB1, whose product is annotated as splA/ryanodine receptor domain and SOCS box containing 1. Gene Ontology annotation, biological process: proteasome-mediated ubiquitin-dependent protein catabolic process. Gene Ontology annotation, molecular function: protein binding. The record is from RefSeq and is a predicted model, not a curated record. Lineage: Eukaryota; Metazoa; Chordata; Mammalia; Chiroptera; Phyllostomidae. The transcript has 3 exons. Gene Ontology annotation, cellular component: SCF ubiquitin ligase complex. The coding region runs from base 311 to 1132 and encodes 273 amino acids.